GGGUGGGGGAGGGGAGGGACGCGGGGCGGGGCUGGUGUCGGGGGUCCGGUGGGCGCGCGGCUCCGUUCCAGCGUCCGGCUCCGGUUCCCGGCCCCGGUCCGGGCCCCGCGGCGCGCAGGCCUCCCCUCCCGCGCCUUUGCCAACUUUGCCGAGUGCUGGGGCCGCCAGGCGCCCCGCGCUCCCCAUCGGGAUCCCGGUGGACCCACCGCGCCUCCGCCGCCCGCGAGCCCCCCGGCGGGGCUGGGUCAGACCCCGGGCGGGAUUUGAACUCCCGACGCGGACCCGCCUGGCGCAAACUGGGCGCAGGGUGGGCGGGUCUGCCGGGGCCUAGAGAGUGUCGGGGCUGAUCUCAGCAGAGUUGGACCAGCCUCUCCCGGGCACGAAGUUACUUCUGGAGCCUCCUCCCUCGUCCAGGAAACAAGCCCGGGACCCUUUAUCUGAAAUGUUUGGGGCCAGCUAUAUUUUGGAAUCCAGAAUUUUUUCCAAUUUGAGGAUCUGUGGGAUUUUGGACUGUGAUGUUUGAUCAAACCCACCUAGGACUGUCUAGGAUAAGACAACAGAUAGCUUCGUGUCAGGUCAAACCAGGAGGGAAGAAACUUUCGCUUUUGAAGCUUUUUUUGAUUUUGGAGUGGUGGAUGAGCCUGUGUGGACUGGACUUGCUUUCACCUUAGAGGGCCCUGGUGAAGAUGGAAAGAGAUAAUGUAGGUGAAGGUGCGGCGGCUGCGAGGUGCUCAGUCAAUGGGACUCAGUGCAUGACUUCUGUGCGCAGAAGUUACGACAGGCGGGCAGACUCAAGAGCUGAUCCUAUCUCUGGGGUAGAGCCCAAAGGAAAAGGUGCCCACCCAGCCAGGCACAGCCGCCUCGUGGGAAGCCGGGAUUGGAACUGCGGCCUGGCCGUGGUGCCACGUUGCGUGUUUAUGUCUUGGGCGUUGUGGAAGGCAGGACUGGCCAUUCUCUCCCCCGGUGACGACCUCAGGGGCAGUAACAGACCCUGUGUUUAUGCCAAAGACGGUGUAGGUGUCUCGAUACUAGGCCAGACCACCGGCCAGUUCCUUCAUCGAGAAUUAGUUCUUCUUGAGACGUUUAGGGAGACUGAGUCCCCAUGCAGAUGGUGGCUGUCCUCCAGGGUCGGAGGCAGAAGCCGCGUCUCCCAGUGGCCCUGCAGCGAUGUGGUGGUCGAAUGAGUUGUGCUUCUGGAAUCUGGGCAACACACGUGGCCUGACAGGUAGCUCUGUGUCUGGGAUGGCACAAGUCAGACUCCCAAGCCAGCCUCCCCCAGAGCUGCCAUGUGGCUGUUCUGCCCUGCCCUAGGCUGAGCUCCGUAAAUGUGCACAGCAGCUUGUGGUCCGGCUGCUCCUGGUAACUCUGUUUUACACUUUGGGGUGGUGCCCUGUUGAGUGAAUUUGAUUUGAUUUUCUAAGGAGGUCCCGCUCUGUCCUCGGCCUGAGGAUCUGGGAGUGAAUGGAGCAGACAGGGCCUCUCCUACAGGGAUGCAGAGUCUGGUCAGAGAGAGACGUGGGUGGGUUAGGACCAACAAGUAUGAGGUGCUGAGCGUGAGGAGCCAUGGCAAGCUGUCUGACCACCGGACUUGUUCUGUGUGGCCUUGGGCAGGUUGCUCAGUGACUCAGAACUUCCUUUUCCUCAUCUCUGAAAUGGGAAGUUUAAUGGCCACCCUUCAGAGCUAGGAGGUCUGAUGAGGUCCUGCCACAACGGCUUGUACAUAGAAGUUGAAUCUUGUGAAGUUGACGAUAUUCCACUGUUUUUAACCCGUAAAAGUGGCAAUUUGUAACUUUAUAGCACGUGAUCAGUACUAGCUACUUUAUUCUGUAUCAGUAUCCCAGAAUAAUCAUAAGCACCACAGUGGCAGACGGGAAUGCUUCAUACUUUCCUCAAGCAUACUAGAUUGAUCUUUUAAAAACCUAAGAGCACCACCUUUUGCUCCUGCCUAAAACCCUCCAUGGCUUUUCAUGGUCCCUGGGAUAAAAUGCUCCUCCUUGCUGAGUCCCGCAGCCCUGUGAGGUGGUCCCCACGGAUCUGCCCCUACUCUAGGGCCCUGGGCUCCUGUUUGCUGGUGCACGCUACCCAUUUGGGGGCUGCCAACGAUGGUUCCACCUCGACUCAGGCCCCCCAGGCCUUCCCUGACCCGCAGUUGCAGAGCCCGUGCGCCCUGUUUUCUCCUCUCGGUACCAUACGUGUCCACUUGUUUGUUGUCUGUGUCCAAAACUAGCAACUCCAUGUGGGUGGAGGCAGGUGGAACUUGUUUCUCAGGUUCACCACCACGCCGCUGCCUUGCUGAGCCCAGAGUGGGCGCCCAGGGAACAUUGGUCAGACGGAGGAGUGGGGUGCUGGGUAGUCCAACAAGCGCCUGGCACUUGAGUUGGUGUGGGUGGGAGGAGGGUCAAGCAUGGCUCUUAGGAGGAGGUUGUUUCAGUCACACUGGGGAGAGGGCUUGGGGCAUGGGAGAGGUAGGUGCAGCCAUCUUGGCCAAUGGAACCUGCCACCCUGUCAUUUUGGGUUAAGCUUUGAAGGGUGGCCCCUUGUGUUUCUGGUGCACUCUAUACCUGUGGGGGCUGCCCUGGGGGAAGGGCUGGUCUGUGCUCUGCACCCAGGCCUCUGGUGCGGUCUUUAUGUUGAGUAGCUGGCUGCCGCUUCUACUGCCUGAAGACCCUGGCGGACGCCUGGGUCUGUGGCCUGUUGUCCUCUGGACCUUGUUUCUAGAAUGCUGUUUACGCUUCCUUUGCUUUUUUUGUUGCCUGGAAUACCGUUGGCCUGCUCCCCCUCUUUUUGCUGCUUCCACUUUGACCAAACAGAGGACUUUGUCUUUCCUGGGAGUGAACUCAGAGGGAAACAUGCAGAGUGUUCUCAGUGAGUGAAGUAGAGUCCCUGGGAACCUGCUCUGAGAGUAGACUUGCAGCUGGACACCAGGCAGGGGCAGCGGGAGGAAGAAGAUCCAUGAAGUCUGUACUCCGUGGUAAGUUCCAGGAACUCAGAGUCGCCUGGAAAUGAACUUGGGGAUCCCAGGCUGCUCAGGGCCUCCCUGUUGGUGGCCCUUUCUGCCGUUCCCAGCCGCUUCCCUCUUUGCCCCCCUCUGCCUUAGCUCUCCUGUUAAAUGGCAAGUCAAAUAAGGGCCGGAUCCUCCUCAGACCCUGCAGACCACCUCUCCUGGGGCCACAUGUUACUCCCUGUUACUUGGUGUGGAUCUCAAGCCUGCGGGACUGUUGUCAACUUGCCGUCCAGACUGGGGCCUCAUUUGAUGUGGUCGCCUGCCAUCCCCUUGUUAGUCAGGCUCCUGGUUGCGGGAGUAGAAAGCCAGCCCCUGACUGAGGCAGGAAGCGUUGCCCAGAGAGCCUGUCCUCGACCCCUACCCAGAGGGUCCUAGAGGGGGCUGAGGGUGAUUUCAGAGGUCACUUAGGAUGCUUUCCCUGUGGCUUCACACCGCGUGUGGCUGUGCAGAGUGGUUGUGGGCUGGUGGCCACCUGCUGUGUCCUGGAAAGAGGUGAGGCCAUCUCUGUCAGUCCCAGGCCAACCCCAGGGCAGGAGGCGUGAGAUGCCCGUGCAGCUGCCAUGCACUCUGUGCUGCUUGCUUCCAGUCCCCAUGGCCCCUUCCCACUGGGGGCCCUGCUGGCUCUUCCUUCCCUCUGUCUUCUGUUUGCCCUCUGCCACCACGGAGCUAAACUUUCUAAAGCUGGAUGGGUCCUGUCACUCUCCACUUAGAGCUUGAGGUGCUCCUUGGUCCUUGGCAGCCUUGUUGCCAGAGUCACUCCAGGGCCAGUGGCUGCCCCAGCUCCCUUCCAUGGCUUUGCUGUACGUUGCUGUACAGUUGGCCCUUGAACCUCACGGGUUUGAACUGCAUGGGUCACUUAUACAUGGAUUUCCUUCCAUCUCUGCCACCCCGAGACAGGAAGACCAACCCCUCCUCUUCCUCCUCAGCCUACUCAACGUGAAGAUGAUGAGGACGAAGACCUUUAGGAUGAUCCACUUCCACUUAAUGAAUAGCCUCCUCGCUGGGGAGGCAGAGUCCUCGCGUGGUCUCCUGCCUCGAGCACAGCCUGUGCCCAGGGGAGCCGGGCUUGCAGACAACAGCAGUGGUGUCCAUGGGCUCUGGAGACCAUCAGUUCAACCUCGCAGAGAUCCUGUCACAGAACUACAGUGUUCGGGGGGAGUGCGAGGAGGCCUCGAGGUGCCCAGACAAGCCCAAGGAGGAGCUGGAGAAGGACUUCAUCUCCCAGAGCAACGACAUGCCCUUUGAUGAGCUGCUUGCGCUCUAUGGCUACGAGGCGUCAGACCCCAUUUCAGACCGGGAGAGUGAGGGUGGUGACGUGGCCCCGAACCUCCCAGACAUGACCCUGGACAAAGAACAAAUAGCGAAGGAUUUGCUUUCAGGGGAAGAAGAGGAAGAGACGCAGUCAUCUGCUGACGACCUCACCCCGUCCGUGACCUCCCACGAGGCCUCCGACCUCUUCCCUAACCGGAGUGGAUCUCGUUUCCUGGCUGAUGAAGACAGAGAGCCUGGCUCUUCUGCCUCCUCCGACACCGAGGAGGACUCUCUUCCUGCCAACAAAUGUAAGAAGGAGAUCAUGGUGGGACCUCAGUUCCAAGCUGACCUCAGCAACCUGCACUUGAACCGGCACUGUGAGAAGAUCUACGAGAACGAAGACCAGCUGCUCUGGGACCCCAGCGUCCUCCCUGAGAGGGAGGUGGAGGAGUUCCUGUACAGGGCGGUGAAGCGGCGUUGGCACGAGAUGGCCGGGCCUCAGCUCCCAGAGGGAGAAGCCGUGAAAGACAGUGAGCAGGCGCUGUACGAGUUGGUGAAAUGCAACUUCAAUGUGGAGGAGGCCCUGCGAAGGCUGCGGUUCAACGUGAAGGUGAUCCGAGAUGGGCUCUGUGCUUGGAGUGAAGAGGAGUGCAGGAACUUCGAGCACGGCUUCCGUGUGCAUGGAAAGAACUUUCACCUGAUCCAGGCCAACAAGGUGCGCACACGGUCAGUGGGCGAGUGUGUCGAGUACUACUACCUGUGGAAGAAGUCGGAGCGCUACGACUACUUCGCCCAGCAGACGCGACUGGGCCGGAGGAAGGACGCAGACCAGGACCUGGAUGGCAGCGACCCCGAUGGCCCCGGCCGUCCGCGCCCGGAGCAGGACACCCUGACUGGGAUGCGCACAGAUCCACUGAGCGUGGAUGGCACGGCCGGUGGUCUCGAUGAGCCCGGAGUGGCCUCUGAUGGACUCCCGUCCUCGGAGCCAGGGCCGUGUUCCUUCCAGCAGCUGGAUGAGUCCCCCGUUGUACCCCUGUCCCAUCGGCCCCCAGCCCUGGCCGACCCAGCCUCAUACCAGCCAGCUGUCACUGCUCCGGAGCCAGACGCCAGCCCAAGGCUGGCCGUGGACUUCGCCCUGCCCAAGGAGCUGCCCCUUAUCUCCAGCCAUGUGGACCUGAGCGGGGAUCCGGAGGAGACUGUGGCCCCUGCACAGGUGGCUUUGUCGGUCACCGAGUUUGGACUCAUCGGCAUUGGGGACGUGAACCCCUUCCUGGCCGCCCACCCCACGUGCCCGGCCCCCGGGCUACACUCGGAGCCCCUGUCACACUGUAACGUGAUGACCUGCUGACUCCUGGCCGCGGGCGGCGUAUGCGGCCCAGACUGGACUUAGCGCUGCCGCUGGGCCCGCCUCUGUCAGUCUUCCUGACCCCUUCCCCACCCCCUGGGCCUUGGGGUAGCACCUCCUUCUGCUUCAGAACACGUCAGGACUGGGGUGAGGUGGCUGGGCCGUGAGCCCUCGCCCCUGUCCACACAGAAUGGACCCAUGGCCCCACCCAGCGCCGUCAGCGCCCGGCACUGCCACCCGGGUCCAGGCCGCUGCCUGCACGUGGGAUCCGUCGGGCAGCCGGGGACAGAAAAGACCCCGCCGUUGGGACGCAGGGCAGAGCCGGCCACCUAGUCCCUUCCAGCCAGCAGAGGCGAGGGAAGGCGUCACUGCCCCAGCGGGGAGACGGGCAGGACGCCCUGCCCCGCACCAGCAGCCUCCGCCGGGGCGCCCUCAGCUCCCUGCUUGGCUCUGUCUCUCCACACCCGGCAGGGCCACGGGCUGCCCCAGCCCUGGGGGUCGUGGGCAGCUGCUACUCAGUGCCAACCCCGUGGGGCACAGAGCCAUAUACCUCGCUGUCCGGCCCCCACCCCAGCCUCGCCUUCCCACCCCAUUGUCUCCACUUCAGGAAAAGCCGCACUUUACACCCCCACCUGCCUCUUCCCUCUCCAUCCCUGCUCCCCGAUCCUGAGCGGUUGGGGUGGGGUCCCUCAGCAACCCCAGGCGUGGGUUUGAGGAGACAGGUGAUUUACAUCCCCCUUUGCUGUCCUCCCCCGGUACCAAGGCAGGGAGCCUCCGGAGGAGCCAGCCCUGCUGGCCACGCAGGGGCCAGACUCCAGCCUGUUUCCCCAGCCCUGCAGGUCUUCCUUCUGUGGGAAGCUUCCUAGCAAGAUGGCUUGGAGUCCUGGUCCCCCUCCUCCCUGGCCCCCUCAUUUGUUUCUGUUUCUGUUUACACGUUGGAGUGGGGUCCUCCGUGGGCGGCGGCGCACCCUGCCCCGGGUGUCGUCCAGCCUCUUGUGCUCGAGCCCCUUUCCGAGUUGGACUCGACCAUCCCUCACCCCACCAAGGACCACACUGUGAAGUGAUAACUGCCUUGAACCCCCCUUUGCUGUUUUAUUUAUUAAACUUGAUUUGAAGCCC
This is a messenger RNA of Pan troglodytes (chimpanzee), 6719 nucleotides long. It is a transcript of the gene MIER2, whose product is annotated as MIER family member 2. Gene Ontology annotation, cellular component: nucleoplasm. NCBI's taxonomy places the organism in Eukaryota, Metazoa, Chordata, Mammalia, Primates, Hominidae. Gene Ontology annotation, molecular function: histone deacetylase binding; transcription corepressor activity. The transcript is spliced from 14 exons. The record is from RefSeq and is a predicted model, not a curated record. Bases 4095 to 5603 code for a protein of 502 amino acids. Gene Ontology annotation, biological process: negative regulation of transcription by RNA polymerase II.